AUGGGUUUAGGAAUCGGUGAUCUAAAGACACUUAUAUCCAAAAUAGAGUUGACAGAUAUUCCAGGGCUUUUAACAAGUGGUUUAUUGGAUUCUAUGAAGAUGCGCCCGAUGGCAAGGAGAUUUAGUAUUAAAGCUGUUGAUUGCAUUGUGGAGCAUUUUGGGAGUCAAUCAAUCCUACCAUAUUUAGGUAAUAUAAUAGCAUUCAUUGUGGAGGCUUGUAAAGAUCAAGAAGUGCAUGUUCAGAACUCAGCAGUUGCGAGUGUAGCCUCGAUUGCACCUUUGGUAAUGUCAGAUGAAAUAUUCCAACUAAACCCAGAUGUAGUGAAUUUAUUCUUUGAUCCAUUACUACAACUAGCAAAAAAGAAUGUUACACCAUCAACUCAACUUGCAGCUAUAACUGCAAUUGGUGCGGCUAUUGAUGGAGUGAGUUUAAAUCUAACAGUAAUGUUUUUGCAAAAAUUUGUUGGACAACUAUUGCCACUAGCUGGAAAUCCUAAUAUUAUGGAUUCAUGUAAAGCAGUCGUUAUUGAUAUCUUAAAAAAGAUUGUCACAGUAAUAUGGAUAUUUUUGAAAGAGACCCCAUUUGGAAGCUCUCCAUAUACCUAUGAUAUAAAAAGUGAGGGAAAUAGUGCUGAUAAUAUUCAUGAAGAUUUAUUGAUAUCACCUAUUACUUGGAAGGAUAUUAACCAAAUAUUCUCAGUAUUAAUCAAAGAGAUAAAUACCAAUUUUACAAGCAUAUGUAAGAAUGUAAAUGUGAAAAUUGCAUCCAUUUCUCUUUUUACAGAAAUAAUGAUGUGUUGUUUUGUAGCCCAAGCUGGUAUGUUAAUAGCAGCUAAUGAAAGUUCUGUUCCCUUAAGGAAAUCUUUAAGUGGAUUAAAGCACUUUGCAGAGACUAUUAUUCACUCAAUUAAUAUGGCAGUAAAGGAAAAAUCACCGAAGGUUAGAGAAGUGGCCAACUUUUGUUUGAAAAAAAUUCAAGAAGCAAAUGAAAUCUACUUGCCAAAAUGUAAGGAGAGUUCAAGUGAUUACUCAAAUUUAGUUGAUGUAUCUUUAAUCUUCCAGUCUGUAAAGCAAUUCAAUAGUGAAAAUAUUGCAAAUAAUCAAAAAAAAAAGAUUAAUAAAGAUUUCUUCAAUAAUGCUACUGAUGAAAUAGUAGUUAGACAUAUAUCUCCACCACCCUCUAACUGCAAAGGACAAGUAUUACAAGAACAAUCAUCUGAAGAUUCUCAAGAAAGUUCAUUAGCCAAGAACUUCGAAGAUGACUCAAAUUUUCAAGACGCAGUGCCAGAACAGAUUUGUAGCGGUGAUAAAAUAUCGAAUGAACCAGAAUCAUGUAACAAUAAACAAAUGCCACAGAAUCCGCCACCAGUAUUAAUUUCUUCUCCAACUAAUCUGGAGAAUACACAACUUUCAUAUCUAUCGACUAUGAAUAAUACAUCGACUUCUCCUAUGUUUGUAAUAACAGCUCCCCCUAUGCUCACAACUCAAAUGUGUAGCCAUCCAAACCAAUCAACUCAAGAAUGGUUUGAGAAACAAAUAGACUCAAUGCGUCAGGAAAUUAGUGUCUUGAAAUCUCGUCAAAUAGAGGUUGAGAAUAUUGCACAUGUUCUAAAGAUGGUUGCAAUAAGUCGAGUUGAUAGACUUGAGGAUAGAUUACAGAAGUUGUCAGCUUUACUUCUUGAGAGUGAAUCUGAAAAUACAGAUAUAAAUGUAAAUAAUUGCGACAAGACCUCUUCAAAGUUCAAUUGUGAAUUAGAAAAUAGCAGGACAGUAAAUCAAGAUAUUAGGAAGUCAUUAUAUAUGAAGGCAAAAAAGGUCAUAGACAAAAUAUAG
Messenger RNA from Cryptosporidium muris RN66, 1833 nucleotides. Its product is annotated as HEAT repeat family protein. The transcript has a single exon. NCBI's taxonomy places the organism in Eukaryota, Apicomplexa, Conoidasida, Eucoccidiorida, Cryptosporidiidae. Bases 1 to 1833 code for a protein of 610 amino acids. The record is from RefSeq and is a predicted model, not a curated record.